Molecule: messenger RNA, 1011 nt
Organism: Aureobasidium subglaciale EXF-2481
Lineage: Eukaryota; Fungi; Ascomycota; Dothideomycetes; Dothideales; Saccotheciaceae
Exons: 2
Coding region: 1-1011 (336 amino acids)
Biological process (GO): transmembrane transport
Molecular function (GO): oxoglutarate:malate antiporter activity
Source: RefSeq, a predicted model, not a curated record
AUGAGCACCACAUCAACCAUCUCGGAAGCGGCAGCUGCGGCACGUAAUGCGGCCAAAGACGCACCGCAAGCGAUGAAGGCAGCAGCCGAGAAUCCUAGAAAGGCCACCAAGGACUUCCUACACACACCCUUUGUCCGCGCAGCUUUGCCUUUCAUCAACGGUGGACUUGCCGGUAUGGUUGCCACAUCGGUCAUCCAACCUAUCGACAUGAUCAAGGUGCGCCUGCAACUCGCCGGUGAGGGAGUCAAGACAGGACCCAAGCCUUCACCUCUCUCGGUCACUCGCGACAUCAUUGCCAAUGGUAAGAUUGGCGAUCUCUACACCGGCCUCAGCGCAGGUCUCCUCCGACAAGCCGUAUACACGACAGCUCGCAUCGGCAUCUUUGAUACCUUCAUGGGCACGCUGAGCAAGAGAGCCAAGGAUCAGGGCAAGCAGAUUGGCUUCUCUGAGCGUGCAGUGGCUGGUCUCUCGGCAGGUGGGUUGGCAGCCAUGGUUGGCAACCCAGCCGAUCUCGCCCUCAUUCGCAUGCAGAGCGAUGGCUUGAAGCCUGCCGGCCAGCGUGCCAACUACAAGUCAGUGUUUGACGCCUUGACUCGAAUCUCGCAGAAGGAAGGUGUCGCGGCUCUCUGGUCAGGUGCUGGACCUACUGUAGUCCGCGCCAUGGCUCUCAACUUUGGACAGCUCGCCUUCUUCUCGGAAGCCAAGAACCAGCUCAAGGACACAUCUCUGUCGCCUCGCACACAGACAUUGACAGCCUCAGCAGCCGCCGGCUUCUUCGCAUCGUUCUUCAGUCUGCCAUUCGACUUUGUCAAGACCAGACUGCAGAAGCAGACCAAGGGACCCAACGGUGAAGUUCAGUACAAAGGCAUGUUUGACUGCUUCAAGAAGGUUGCAGCCGAGGAGGGACCGUUGAGAUUCUACAGAGGAUUCUCGACCUACUAUGUGCGCAUUGCACCUCACGCUAUGGUGACACUGAUCGUGGCCGACUACCUUGGCUUCAUCACCAAGUAA